AGCGCGGAGCUUUUGGUGCCGGGCUAGGGGUAGAGAGGUGGGUGGAGACAGGGCUCUCCCGGUUGUUUGGUUGUUUUCGGGGGAACACAAAGUUUUCUAAAGGGAGCCGACACGGGACCAGGGGGGACUGGUGCGGCGCAUUCCCGAGGAGAGAGCGCGUGCACGCGUGCUCCCCUUUCCCUCCGCGCCUUCCACCCCCUCAUCACUGCUGCCGGUCCGUCGGUCAUGCCGCCUAAAGCCCCUCGGAAACCGGCUGGUGCCGCUCCGGAGCCGCCGCCGCCGCCGCCGCCGCCGCCUUCCCCUCCCCCUCGGGAGCAGGAACCGGAGCCGGACAGCGGCGCGGACGACCUGCCGCCGGUCAGGUUUGAAUUUGAAGAAGCAGAAGACCCUGACUUUAUUGCAUUAUGUCAGAAACUAAAGAUACCAAAUCAUGUCAGGAAAAAGGCUUGGGAGAAUUGGGAAAAAGUUUCAUCUAUGGAUGGAAUUUUGGAAUGUUAUAUUCAAAAGAAAAAGGAAUUGUGGGGAAUCUGUAUAUUCACUGCAGCCAUAGACCUGGAUGAGAUGCCGUUCACCUUUACUGAGCUUCAGAAAAGGAUAGAUAUAAGUGUGUGCAAAUUUUAUCAUUUGAUAAGAGAAAUUGAUACCAGUACUAAAGUUGACUGUACUGUAUCCAGGCUAAUGAAGAAAUAUGAAGUUUUAUUUGCCCUCUACCACAAACUGGAAAGGACAUGUGGACUUAUAUAUAUGGCUCAACCUAGUAGUCUGAUAUCUUCUGAAAUAAAUUCUAUGUUGGAGCUAAAAGUAUCUUGGAACUUAUUUUUGUUGGCUAAAGGUAAAAUAUUACAGAUGGAAGAUGAUCUGGUGAUUUCAUUUCAGUUAAUGUUGUGUGUUCUUGAUUAUUGUAUCAAACUCUCACCUCCUGCAGUGCUCAGAGAGCCAUAUAAAACUGCAAUGAGUACAUUAUCUAUUAAUGGUUCACCCAGAACACCAAGGCGAGGUCAAAGCAGAAGUGCACGGAUCACUAGACAACCAGAAACUGACACAAGGGUCAUUGAAAUUCUUUGUAAAGAGCAUGAAUGUAAUAUAGAUGAGGUAAAAAAUGUAUAUUUCAAAAACUUUCUACCAUUCCUGAAGUCUCUUGGUAUUGCAUCUUCUAAUGGACUACCAGAGGUUGAAAAUCUCUCUAAACAAUAUGAAGAAAUUUACCUUAAAAACAAAGAUAUAGAUGCAAGACUUUUUCUGGACCAUGAUAAAACUCUUCAAGAUGAUUCUGUUGAUAGUUUUGAAAUGGAAAGAACACCAAGAAAAAAUCAUCCUGAUGAAGAGAUGCCUUUAAUUCCUCCACAGACUCCUGUGAGGGCUGUCAUGAAUACUAUCCAACAGUUGGUGAUGAUACUAAAUUCAGCAAGUGAUCAGCCAUCAGAAAAUCUUAUUUCUUAUUUCAAUAAUUGCACAGUCAAUCCUAAGGAAAGUAUCCUGAAAAGAGUAGAGAAUAUUGGACGCAUCUUUAAAGAGAAAUUUGCAGAGGCUGUUGGCCAGGGAUGUGCAGAAAUUGGGUCACAGCGAUACAAACUUGGAGUGCGAUUAUACUACAGAGUUAUGGAAUCUAUGCUUAAAUCAGAAGAAGAGCGUUUAUCUAUUCAAAACUUCAGCAAACUUCUGAAUGAUAACAUCUUCCAUACAUCUCUUUUGGCUUGUGCUGUCGAGGUUGUUAUGGCCACAUAUGGGAGGAAUACAUACCAGAAUCAUGAUUCCGGAACAGAUUUGUCUUUUCCAUGGAUUCUGAAUGUACUUGAUUUAAAAGCAUUUGAUUUUUAUAAAGUGAUUGAAAGCUUUAUCAAGGCAGAAGCUAGUUUGACAAGGGAAAUGAUAAAACAUUUAGAGCGUUGUGAACAUCGGAUCAUGGAAUCAUUAGCAUGGCAAUCAGAUUCACCUUUAUUUGAUCUCAUUAAACAAUCAAAGGAACGAGAAGGACCAGUUGAUCACCUCCUUGAACCAACUUCUACUCUUAAUCUGCCUCUCCAACAUAAUCACACUGCUGCAGAUCUGUAUCUUUCUCCUGUAAGAUCCCCCAAGAAAAAAGGAUCAACAGCUCGAAUAAAUUCUGCUUCAAAUGCAGAGCCACAGACAACAUCAGCCUCUCAAACUCAGAAGCCACCGAAAUCUACCUCCCUUUCACUCUUUUAUAAAAAAGUGUAUCGGUUGGCAUAUCUCCGGCUGAAUACUUUAUGUUCACGACUUCUGUCAGAUCACCCAGAACUGGAGCACAUCAUUUGGACCCUUUUCCAACAUACAUUGCAAAAUGAGUAUGAACUCAUGAGGGAUAGGCAUUUGGAUCAGAUUAUGAUGUGCUCCAUGUAUGGCAUAUGCAAAGUGAAAAAUAUAGAUCUUAAAUUCAAAAUCAUUGUGACAGCAUACAAGGACCUUACCCAUGCCAUCCAGGAGACUUUCAAACGUGUUUUGAUCAGAGAAGGGCAAUAUGAUUCCAUCAUAGUCUUCUACAAUUUGGUCUUCAUGCAGAAACUGAAAACAAAUAUUCUACAAUAUGCAUCCACCAGGCCCCCAACCUUAUCACCGAUACCUCACAUUCCUCGGAGUCCUUAUAAGUUUUCUAGUUCUCCUUUACGUGUUCCUGGAGGGAAUAUUUAUAUAUCACCCUUGAAAAGUCCAUACAAAUUUUCAGAAGGUCUUCCAACUCCCACAAAAAUGACUCCAAGAUCAAGAAUUUUGGUUUCAAUUGGUGAAUCAUUUAGUACUUCUGAGAAGUUUCAGAAAAUAAACCAGAUGGUAUGUAGCAGUGACCGUUUGCUCAAGAGAAGUGCUGAAGGAAGCAAUCCUCCUAAGCCACUUAAAAAACUACGCUUUGAUAUUGAAGGAGCAGAUGAAGCAGAUGGAAGCAAACAUCUCCCUGGGGAAUCUAAAUUUCAACAAAAACUUGCAGAAAUGACAUCUACUCGUACAAGAAUGCAAAAACAGAAAAUGAACAAUAGCAUGGAUACCUCAAGCAAGGAAGAAAAGUGAAAAUCUUCUCAGGAUCUUGCUCAGCACUGUGUAUGCCUCUCGUCUUUGUUCAUUUGACUUUCCUUUACCAAACAGCAUACAAUCUGGUUUGUUUACUAUCAUAUAUAGUAUAAAUACAGGUUUCAGUUUGAGGGGAGAAUCUUUUAGGGACAUUUUGUGUGAGAUCCUUGAAUUACUUACAGUGUUGUCAUAGUAUGAACAGUGGUUUUGUAUAAGAUGUAGUGUCUUAUGCAACUAUUGCCACUUUAAAGUUGUAGGAGAUUUUUUUCAAUUUCUAAAGAAAAUGUUGUGUUUUGCAGAUUGGGUAUAAAACCAAUGCAGACACACCCAUCAUUAUCCUUCUGAAUACUAUGCCUUAUGAUAUAGCAUGUGUAUGAUAUCUGCCACUUUUAUUAAUUUAUGUAUUUCUUUUUAAUUUAAUGUGGGCACACUCGGGAAGAUUUUCCCAUCUUCCAAAUGCAAAUUGGUUGAUUGCUCAUUCAUUUUUAUUAUCUUGCCUCUUCAGCCAAAAUAGAUAUUGAAAAUUAGAGAAAUUACUUGAAAAAAAAAUACUGAUUUUUUUUUAUACAUUAACACUUUAUUUUAUUCUUAGAAUCUGAUACACUGUUUAUUUUGCAAAUCUUGUAACAUAAGUACAAGCAGAAAGCAAAGUAUAAAUUCCUAAUUCUGCCGUACUACUGAUAACAGGUUCCACACCUCAGCACUAGGAAACAUUCUUGUUGUUUCUGUCCUCCAUCAUACUUAUGUUUGAAAGCUGGGCAUUUGACAACAUAUACCAACUAAAUUACUGAAUAAAGUACUGGUCUGAGUACUUGAAAAGGGCCAUGUGUGUAAACACUGUGCCCCUCAUAAAAUAUAGUCCAUGUGCACUUUUAAUCUUAUUCUGGAUCAUAAAGAAUUAAAACAGAAAUGAAUUGUACAAUAGAUGCUAACGACACUAUUAGCCACGGGAAGCUGUACCUUUAUGCUUCUGACUGAAAAAAGGAUCAUAUGAUAAUUGUUCUUCCAUUGAAUUCCAAUAAGGAAAGCUUAAGUAUUCUCUAGAAUGACUAUUAAACGUCAUCUAUGCUUUAGAUUUUCCUCUUAAUUCAACUAUUGAAACCAGGUAACCUAACACUUUUUUGCAUUUUACAAAACAUUAUUUCAUCCUAAAAUUACAGCUCAACAGAUAUUUUUGGGGAUAGCCUUCUUAAAAUUUAGACAUUCAUUUAUGGAGGUGAACUUUUAUGCAGCUGCUCCAAUUCAAAGCAUCUACAUUUUGUGGAAAAAUGCUUUUUUGGGGUACCCAAAGGUAUAUUUAAAAUGUUGUGUGGGUAACUUAUUUAGAAAGUGGAGAAUUAAAAAUAGAUGAUAUUUAAGAUUAGCUUCAUCUAGGUUUUGGAAGAAAUCACUUUUAAUCAGUAUAUAUACCCUGAGCCUUUUUAAAAAUUCACUUACCCUGAUUUGAACUGUUUGUUAGGAAAUGAAAUUUUAUUUCAUGGUCAGUUAAAUUUUAAACUUUCAUGUUGUAUCUGACCGUGUUGCACAUAUACUUACAAAAGCAUUAGAAUAUAAAUGAUUUCCUCAUUUUUACAUGGCUUUCAUGAAGACCAUUUUAGCCUGUAAGUCAAAGACUUGCAUAUACUUUUGCUAUAUUUACAUUAGGAUAAACGCUAAAGAUUUAGGAACUUAAGAGAUAUACAUUGUACAGUUCCUAAAUGUGCCAGCAGAUCUCUCUUACUGAUGGCUUGAUACUUUGUUCAUAUGAUUUAAAGUGUACAUUUAAAGUGUAUGUUGCUAUUUUCUAUAAUUACUAGCUACUUUAAGAAUAAAAUAGCUAUUGAGACUUCAAAAUAUUUUCUUCAGUGUCCCAUAAGUGUAUGUGUGUGUAUCUAUAAUAUGCAGAUAAAGUGAAGCAUUUUUUAUUAUAUGAGAUGAGUGAGAAUGAUUAAUUCUCAGAAUUAGAAUUUUUAAUUUUUAAAUGUUUUUCUGAAACUAUUAACCCAAUUUUUGCCAUCAUUUAAGAAUGUGAAGGUAUCUUGUUUUUAUAGCUCCUUUAGUCAUAUAAUUUGAAUUGAAGAUUUUUCGUCCUUGGCCAUUUCUAAGUUUGUAUUGUCAUGAACUUAUAUAAGUAGAGAUGUACACUUGGAUAAUAUAAGUGGUAUUAUCUUUCCUUUUUAAAAAAAAUCAUUUGUCUCUGGAAUUAAGAGAUAAAAGGGUGAAGAAGAGAAAUUUGUAGAAGCUUGAAGUCUGAUCUAGGUGUGGUAGAUGCAGGUAGGUAGCAUACUUGAUAGAGCCUUGAACUUAGAAUCAGGAAAAUCUGAGUUCAAAUCCUAUCUCAGACACAGGAAAAAUUAUAUGAUCUUGGGCAAGUCACUCAACCACUGUCUUGUUUUAGUUUCCCCAAUCAGGAAAAUCUAAGUUCAAAUCUCAGACCCAGCAAAAAUUAUGUGAUCUUGGGCAAGUCACUCAACCUCUGUCUUGUUUUAGUUUCCCCAGCUCUAAAACUCUGCUUCCCAGAGUUGCUGGGAAGAUAAAAUGAGAUAAUAUUUUAAAGUAUUUUGUAAAUUCUAAAAUACUAUGUACAGCUAUUAUCAUCAUCAUCAAUAUCAUUAUGUAGUUAUUUUUGAUGGAACAGCUUUUAAUUGUGGUAAAGAUCAAUCUUAACAUUAUCAUACUAUUUUCCAUUUCUACACUGAAACAUUAAUUUUAACAGAAUGCUUUAGCAUUGUUAAAAGACAGUAGACAAGUGGUUUGGUAAAGAUUUUUAACUCUAAGUUCCCCUGGACUUAUCUUUUAUGCUACAAGAAAAUAAAAUGGUCUCCUUAAACUCUUAAAAGUCUUACUCCCACCUGCAGAAAAUAAGAGUUCAUUCUCCUAUAGCCUUCUCCUUGCUGUUAAAGUCCCAAAAAAUUUUAAGAGGGCUUUUACCACUAAAAUAUUGCUAAAUAAAACCUAAGAGGAGAAUUUUAACACAAACUUAAGAACAAUGCACAAAAGUCUUCUUAAAACAAUUGAAAAGGAAGUCGAAGGCAGUUAAUAAAAGUGUUCUGGGUUUUAAAUAAAAAAAGGGGGGGGGCAGGAGCAAAACCAUCAGGUUCACUGAAUGAAAUGGCAGAUCUGUUAUCACUGGCCCCUGUCAUAAGUUUGGAAUAUCUGAAUUAAAGUAGUAACUUCUUGAAUGCAGCUCAUCCCAGGACCUAAACUGUUAUCCAGAUCCACUUUGUGUGGCCACCAUUUGGUGUUCUCUGGCACAUAAGCCAAACCCUCCUACUCCCAUCAA
Messenger RNA from Sarcophilus harrisii (Tasmanian devil), 6283 nucleotides. It is a transcript of the gene RB1, whose product is annotated as RB transcriptional corepressor 1. Gene Ontology annotation, molecular function: RNA polymerase II transcription regulatory region sequence-specific DNA binding. Gene Ontology annotation, biological process: regulation of transcription by RNA polymerase II; cell morphogenesis involved in neuron differentiation; negative regulation of G1/S transition of mitotic cell cycle. The transcript has 27 exons. Gene Ontology annotation, cellular component: Rb-E2F complex; nucleus; chromatin. NCBI's taxonomy places the organism in Eukaryota, Metazoa, Chordata, Mammalia, Dasyuromorphia, Dasyuridae. The record is from RefSeq and is a predicted model, not a curated record. The coding region runs from base 226 to 3021 and encodes 931 amino acids.